Molecule: messenger RNA, 2493 nt
Organism: Oikopleura dioica
Lineage: Eukaryota; Metazoa; Chordata; Appendicularia; Copelata; Oikopleuridae
Source: the annotation of a GenBank genome assembly
AUGGAUAGCGAAAAAGAGACUGCCGAGGAAGAGAGCAACUUGUCGUCCUUCAAUAUGAGGAUGGAGGCUUCAAGUCCGAGUUAUGGGUCGGAUGGAGAGACCAAGAACCACCGCGAUGUCGCUGAACACAUCUCCUCUAUCGAGAAGGAAAACUUCAACUUAAAACUACGAAUUUAUCACAUGGAGGAGCACCUGAACUCCAAAGGCGGUCAAGAUUUCCAAUCGAUUCUGCACCAAAAGGUCGAGAACGAAGAACUCAAAACCGAGCUUGACGAAAACCAAAAACUUCUUCAAGCUGCUAAUAAAGGAAUUUCCUGCCUCAAGAAGGAAGUAGACGAGGAAAAAAAGCUACGUGGAAAGGCAGAAAAUGAGCUGUCAAAGCUACAGACUGAGCUCCGACAGGCGAACGAAGAGAAGCAGCGGAUGAAGAAGCAAAUUGAAAGACUGCGCGACGACGCUCGACGAGCUCGGGAAAAAGCAGCCCAUUCUUACGAAUCAACCGAAAUUCAACUCAACGAUUCUCUCAACGAAAAUCGAGAGCUCCAAGACAAAAUUGAAGACUUGGAGAACAAUAAUAUAACGCUAGAAGACGAGCUUUCCGCAAAGGAAAGCGAACUUGCACGUGUGCAGGACGAGAACGACGACCUAGUCGACGAAGUAGAAAGACUCAGAGCUGAAAAUGUGCGUCUGGCGAGCCAAGCCAGUCGUGUACCCAGAAAGCCCCGCUCUUACGAUAUGGGGAUCCAGUGUGAAAGUAGAAUGUGCGAGAAGGCGUGCCAAACGCGAAAUUUGGACUAUGCGCCGCGUUCCCGACUGCCACGACCAGAAACGAACUCAAGACGGAUGCAACGGACCACUUCCGUCGGAAACCUAUCGGACAGAACAAGCAGUCCUGUCCGAUCUUAUGGCUCGAGCCGUGACCUCCGAAUUCCAGUUGGAACGCCUUCGCGAUACAACGAAUCAUCGUCAAGGUAUAGAAACGUCCCUGCACAUCACCAGUCGACCCCGUUUGGACUCGAGCGUACCGAAAGUGAUCAUCGCUUUGAUUACCAAAGGGACGGGAGUGGGCGUUUAUCGCGCAACGUUCACUUCGAGAGUCCCGCGCGCGGCAAAUCCAUGAUGGACCUGCGCCUCAUUGAGGAGAACAUCCACGAUAUCGGCAGUAAUCUGCGCGAUAUCAAGUACCUUUCCGAGUCCAUUCGAGAUCAAAACCCUAGAAAUAGAACAACGGAAGAACAUGUAGCACUGUAUCAAUCUCUUGUGCAGGGCCAAAACAAGGAGCUGAGCUCGUUGAGAAGGCAGCUCGAUCAGGCGCGCCUCUCAUGCACGCGUCUGCGUACGACGCUCGAUGAUCUUCAGCGUGCUGAUUACCUCGAACAACGGCGGCUCAUUUCCACGGCGCGACGAACCCUUCGCAAGCUUGAAGGCGAACUCGAAAAUCGCGAUGAGUCGGCAACGUCCGACUGCGCCUCCGAGUCCGAUUACGACUACGACUCGAACAAUCGCUCUUCAAUUCUUCCACUGACUUCAAUGUUGACCGAGAUCAAGUCAAUGAUUGCCGGACUGCACAACUCGCCCAAAGCUGAGCUUGACGUGCGCCGACUCCGAUCAGAAUUAGAAGCGAUGGACUCGGGCCACCCAACAUCGCCGAACGACUUGAGCGACGCGCAGCUUCUUCCGGGCAUCGUUCAGGAUCUACAAAACUUGCGUCUCAAAUUGGACCAAACCGUAUCUUCCGCGAAGCCUGAACGCAAACGACCUCUGUCCUUUGAUUCAGGCUGUCAAACGGAGGUUUCGGGAACCACUAUUUCAUUGUACAACGACGAAUUGAGUGCUCUCAGGGACGCCCUUUCUCAAAAAGACUGCGAAAUCGACAAGUUGAGAGCGGAAGCGAUUCAACGCGAGAUGCACCCCGCUGUAAACUCGUCACCGAUCAAACACUCCAACAAACGCAAAUCAUUCUUUGAUACGGAGGGUCCCCUCACCCCGCCCCUUUCGAGUGGAGCAGAGGACAACUUCAUGCCCUCUGGAAGCGAUCUGCGGACUCUCAGAGAAGGUCUCAAUCAAGGCCGGCUCCUAUCGAAAUCCAUUUACCACAAAGUGGAGCUUGGUGUCGAAGAUACAGAGGAGAUGGUUGAAGAAGUGCAUGAUCUGGUGCAGUUGUUGGACGAGAUGAGCAGGAUGCUUCAGAAAAUGCAGUAUAAAGCCUGCUCCCAGGAGAGCGACAACGCCGAAAAUAUCCGACUGCGAAACAAGGUGCACGCGUUGGAAAAGAUGCUCGCUACGACGGUCUCGCGCAUGCAAAAGAAUUCUUUGCUGAAACAAGGAAUCGACCACCAGAUCUCGUCCAAGUCAUUGGGAUCAUCUACUGAAAUGUUGACGUCAGAUCAGCUUAACUAUACUGCCGGCAUUCUUGGACGUGCAAGGAUCAAUCUUGGAAACUCUACGCCUUCGACUUCCAGAGCAACUUCCCUCAAUGGAGACUCUCUCUAA